This is a messenger RNA of Entamoeba dispar SAW760, 1893 nucleotides long. RefSeq lists its product as uncharacterized. Gene Ontology annotation, cellular component: membrane. NCBI's taxonomy places the organism in Eukaryota, Evosea, Mastigamoebida, Endamoebidae. Bases 1 to 1893 code for a protein of 630 amino acids. The transcript has a single exon. The record is from RefSeq and is a predicted model, not a curated record.
AUGAAACACUCAACUAUUUUAUUACUUUGUUUUUUACUUGUUAUUGUUCUUGGUGACAAUACUAAUACCACUGUUGACCCACCUUUUACACCAAAUCCUAAGGACUCUAUUCCUAAAAAUAGAGCUUAUCACCCCAAUUGGUUUAGUGGAAAAGACCAAAAUGGGACAUUAAAUUAUUGUAAUAACCCUGAAGGAUUUAAUAUUACAAAAGAUAUUACUGAGUCUUGUUUUAUUAAGCCUUAUGUGGAGUCUUUGGCAAUUCCAUCUGCGUUCCUUAUUAUUCUCUUUAUUAUUGUCGUUAUUAUUAUAAUUAUAUUUUCUUGUACUAGAUGUUGUUGUGGACCUUGUUGUGCUGCUAGACAUGGAGUUUGUUGUCCAAAAGAUGAAAAAGCCUAUUCUACAUUUGAUUGGUUGCUCUGGUUAAUUGUUUCUAUUGUUAUAUUUGCAGCCUUUUUAAUUCCAUUCUUAGCAGUUGGUUUUGUUGGAAAUUCUAAUAUGACAGUUGCAUUAAAAGAUGUAAAGGAUAGUUUCUUUGACACAUAUGACUCUAUGGUUGAAAUUUAUAGAAAGACAUAUAAUACUAUGGAAUCUAUUGAUUUAACAGGAUUACAAAAUUUAACUGGUUUUGAUGAUAGUGGUUUCAAUAGUACAUUAGAAACUAUUUCUGAAUUAAAUGAUAAGAUUAAUAAAGUUGAUGAUACUGUUUCUGUAGCAAAGAAAGGAGUUAAUUGGAUUGAGGUUGCAAGGGAAGUUUUUAUAGAUAUUAUUUUCAUUGUUCCAUUAGUUGGAGUUCUUUUAUUCUUUAUUGGGGCUGUUUGUAAAUGUUGUUGUUUAUCUAUUUCAAUUUUCCCUUGUUCUAUUAUUUUUGCAAGUAUUGCAGUUAUUGUAGUUGCAGUGGAAUUCCCUAUUGUAACUGUUAUUUCAGAUAGUUGUGUAUAUCUUAUUGAAACAAUGGAUCCAAAUAAAGUUAGUAACGAUACAGACAGUAAUGUUGAAUUAAUUCUUUCUACAUUUAAAAAUUGUAGUGGUUCUGAAUUAAAUACAAUGAUUAAUCAAUUUUAUGACGUUGAAAAACAAGUUGUAGAUAUUGGUGUUGAUUUCUUUGAUACUGUUUGUAGUCCUGAUAAUAUUGAAACUUCCAGUUUAAUUCGUUGGAAUUCUGACCAUUAUAAUGAUUGUACUACAUCUCCUAACAAUAAUGGUGCUUGUGUUUUAAAACUUAAUACAACAAGUACUACUGUUACUGUUUCUCCUAUGAACUGUCCAGCUUCUCCUGAUCGUGAUACUGCAUCAAUUUCUGAUAUUGUAUACACUGUUGAAAAUAUUACAUUUUCAGAUUAUAAGUUCUAUUACAUUGAUUAUUCAAAUAUUAAUGGAAAAACAGAAGCUGAAAUUCUUGCUCAAAUCAGUACUGCACCAGUUAUAUGUGAGUCAGCAAGUUAUCAAACUAGUGGUAAUUCAGGAAAAUGGGUCAUAACUGAUGUUGCAUGUUCUGGUCCAACUAAGAUAGGUAUUGACCAAUGUGCUACAGCAUGUCCAGAAGAUUAUAAACAAUACGCUGAUACUGUGAAUUCGUUAUUGUCUGUUGCUAAUUCAUUAACAUCAGUUAUCGAUAUUAUUACAAAUGAAGUUAUUCCAUUAAUUAGUUGUGAUUCAAUAAAUACAAAAGUAACAAAUGUGAAAGAAGCUACUUGUUAUAGAUUUAUUGAUCAUGAAACAUUAUUGGUUGCUGGAUUAUUAGGAUAUGCUGUAUCUUUAUGUAUUAUCUUUGGAUUCUCUUUAUUGGCAAUUAAAAGAUUUAAUAGGAAGAAUUAUGGUCAUGUUGAUGAAUCGACAAAAUAUUAUGAUGAUGGUCAAGAUAGUAAUGGAAUUGAAUUAACUAAAGAUGUUUGA